Brassica napus (rape) is the source of this 4856-nucleotide messenger RNA. Its product is annotated as subtilisin-like protease SBT5.4. NCBI's taxonomy places the organism in Eukaryota, Viridiplantae, Streptophyta, Magnoliopsida, Brassicales, Brassicaceae. Gene Ontology annotation, molecular function: serine-type endopeptidase activity. The transcript has 8 exons. Bases 1929 to 4220 code for a protein of 763 amino acids. Gene Ontology annotation, biological process: proteolysis. The record is from RefSeq and is a predicted model, not a curated record.
UCUUGCUUUCUCGAGAACCCUUUUUAGAUAUUUUUAUUUGAUAACUUAACUACGCUGAGUUUGAUCUUCUAUUUACCACGCACGGCGCGUGAUUUCUCAGCCUGUCUUCUAGAUAUAUUGAUUUAUACUCUAAGAUAUACUUCUAAAUUAUUUUAUGAGCUUUUAACAUAUUGAAACAUAACGGUUAUAAACAUAUUUAGUUUUUUUUUUCUAAAUAUUUGGGCUUGGUUUCUUGUAGUUUAGUUUUGUAUACAUGUCUCUUUUUCCAUAGCAAAUUUGUUUUUGGUUUAAACCAUAGGAAUUUCUUAAAAUCUAAUUUUAAAAUGGAAUACUUAAGCUGAAAAAAGCAAAUUCAUUUUAGAAUGUUCUUUCAAAAACUGUCGUCAGCAAUGACCAUUGUACAAUCUCAGCAAAGGCAUGACAACAAAAAUGCGUGAAACGUACGCGUCGGGCGGCUGCGUGUGGAGUGGGGGAGUAAGUGAGAGUAAAUAACGAGAAGAUAUGUACGGAAACUUGAUGGAAACGUGAGAAGCAAGUAGAGGAGAUUAAAAAAAAAAAGGAAAAUAAAAAGAGAGAGUGACUCUUCUUGUACUUUUACCUUAAGAUUCUUGUUUUCACACUAUCUACCGACCCUUGUUCUAAUUUUCACAGCCUCGGGGGGUCGAUUAUAAAACGGUUUAUAUGACUGGACAAGUCACAAGUUUAUAUGGUUGGUGAUUUAUAGGAUUACCAACAAACGUGUAAAUGGAUAAAAGUCAUAUGACCAUAUGAUAUGACAACUUGUUUUGUAUUUGUUUCUUUAGUUUCGUUUUUUUGUUCACUAUAUCUAUCAAUUUUCGGUUUUGCUUCGUACGCCAGAUCAUACGAACAAUGAACAAUCACAAAUAAAAUUUACACUUCUAUGAAAUUUUAUUAUUGUUGGUUAUUCUCUACAAAAUUGUUUGAUCCUAUUAGCAAAACUUUACCAUGAUCAACACUAGUUGCUUAAUAUUUGCAUUGGGAAAAUAUUAUUAUAUUCUCAAAUUUAUUUAAAAUUAUUAGUAUGAUUUGUUAGACCUGAAAAUGUGCGAUUUCAAACCCAAUACUAGUCUCGAACGGCCCCGUUGACUCUAUUCCAUAUAACGCAACGGAUUGAUUCGUUUCUCUUCUGUAUUAUUUCCAAGUAUAUAUUAUUAUAUAGUUUUAAUACUUUUGAAAACAUCGAUAGCCAAGUCGAGAGGAUAAGGGCAUCUCUAUCCAUACUCCAUUUUUUCUUCUAAAAUAAAGUAAAAAUGAAUAUGGAGUAAGGAAUGGUCCAACCCAACUCAAUAUUUUAUUUUAUAGUGAAAUUUAUAAAUAGAGUAAUCUAUUUUUUGUUUGUUUAUCACUCCAUUAUAGAAUAGAAAAUGGAGUAGGAUUGGAGCAAUUUUACUCCAUUUUUACUUUUACUCCAUUUUGGAGGAAAAAAUAGAGUUUUACAUUGGAGAUGUUCUAACAAAACAUUAAUAGCGAUGGGUUUAUGUUUCAUAUGUAUUUAGUUCCAAAUUUGUGAAAUUAUAUUCUUUUAUUGUACUAAUAAUGUCAUAGAAAUCCCUGUCUUGUCUUGCUUAAAAAAAAAAGAAGAAAAAUCCCUGUCUUGGUUACAAAUAUUUAUAAAGAAAAUCUGUGGUGAACGUAACUCCAAAAGAUGGGGAGAAAAAAUAGAAAGAGAAUAAGGAAGAUCCUAUUACUCUCUUUUCAGUUACAUGGAAAAAAAUGAAAAGGAGAGCCGACAUUUUUUGCCAAAAUCACUCAAAUAAUCGUUGAUAGUAAGUUAAGAUUGUGCGUGAUUUUAUCCAUCUUCCAAAUAUAGACUGAGAGAAAAGAGAGAAUUAUGCAAAAAAUAAAAAAAUUGUAUAUGAGAGUGUGUAAUGAGAAGAUACUUGAGUAACAUUUAACCACAAUACAAAAUGUGCCUCCAAAGUUUAACUCUUCUCAUCAUCUUCACUCUCUUUUACUCACAUGCGUUUGCUCUUAAGAAGUCCUAUAUAGUGUAUUUGGGAUCUCACGCCCAUCCUUUUACUCUCCUCUCUCAAGCUCAUCUAGAUCGUGUUGCUCAUUCACAUCGCACUUUUCUCGCCUCUUUCUUGGGAAGCCAUCAAAGUGCAGAAGACGCCAUCUUUUACUCAUACAAAAGACAUAUCAAUGGCUUCGCCGCUGUUCUUGACGACAAAAAAGCUUCAGAAAUCGCCAAGCAUCCAAAUGUAGCAUCUAUAUUCUUAAACAAAGGAAGGAAACUGCAUACCACUCAUUCAUGGGAUUUCAUGCUUCUUGAGAAACAUGGAGUCGUUCACAAGUCUUCUCUGUGGAAGAAAGCAAGGUUUGGAGAAGACACAAUCAUCGCUAAUCUUGACACAGGUGUGUGGCCUGAGUCAAAAAGCUUCAGCGAUGAAGGGUAUGGAGAUGUUCCAGCUAGGUGGAAAGGCAGUUGCCACGGUGAUGUUCCUUGCAACAGGAAGCUCAUUGGAGCAAAAUACUUCAACAAAGGCUACUUAGCGUACGCAAAAUUCCCCUCCAACUCUACCUUUGAAACCCCUCGUGACCUCGACGGUCACGGCACCCAUACUCUCUCCACAGCGGGAGGAAACUUUGUCCCCGGAGCCAAUGUAUUUGGACUUGGCAACGGUACGGCUAGUGGCGGUUCUCCUAAGGCGAGAGUCGCCUCUUACAAAGUGUGCUGGCCUCCUUUUAAAGGUGCCGAAUGCUUUGAUGCUGAUAUCUUGGCAGCGAUUGAUGCAGCCAUCGGUGACGGUGUGGAUGUUAUAUCGGCUUCAGUGGGCGGGGAUGCAGGAGAUUAUAUGAAUGAUGGCUUGUCCAUUGGUUCCUUCGUAGCAGUCAAGAACGGUGUGACGGUUGUGUGUUCUGCUGGUAACUCGGGGCCUAAACCUGGAACGGUCUCUAACGUUGCACCAUGGAUUAUAACCGUCGGAGCUAGCUCCAUGGAUCGGGAGUUUCAAGCAUUUGUAGAGCUCAGCAACGGCUCACGCUUCGAGGGAACAAGCCUCUCUACGCCUUUGCCUGAAAACAAGAUGUACGAUCUGAUCAGUGCCGCUGACGGUAAAGCAGCCAAUGCGUCAGCGUUACAAGCAUUGUUAUGCAAGAAAGAUAGCCUAGACCCGGAGAAAGUAAAAGGCAAGAUCGUCGUGUGUCUAAGAGGAGACAACGCACGUGUGGACAAGGGACAACAAGCAGCCACUGCUGGUGCUGUAGGAAUGAUACUAUGCAACGACAAGGCGAGUGGAAACGAGAUCAUCUCCGACGCUCAUGUUCUUCCCGCUUCUCAGAUUAAUUACAAAGACGGUGAAGCUGUGUUUUCAUACCUAAACUCCACAAAAGACCCCAAAGGCUACAUAACUGCACCCAACACUCAGCUACACACGAAGCCAGCUCCUUUCAUGGCCUCGUUCUCUUCCAGAGGUCCCAACACCAUCACACCAGGAAUCCUCAAGCCUGACAUAACCGCACCGGGUGUCAACGUUGUAGCCGCCUACACGGAAGCCACAGGCCCUACAGACAUAGAAUCCGACAACCGUAGAACUCCUUUCAACGUCGAAUCGGGAACAUCCAUGUCUUGUCCUCACAUCUCCGGCAUCGUCGGUCUCUUGAAGACUCUCCGCCCUCAAUGGAGCCCCGCCGCGAUCCGUUCCGCCAUCAUGACUACUUCAAGAACUAGAGAUAACACUCGAAAGCCAAUGGUUGAUGCAACGUUCCACAAAGCAACUCCUUUUGGGUAUGGCGCAGGCCAUGUUCAGCCCAAUAAAGCUUCCCACCCUGGCCUUGUCUACGAUCUCAACACUGGAGACUACUUAGACUUCCUCUGCGCCAUUGGUUACGAGAACAAGGUAGUUCAACUCUUUGCCGAUGAUCCGCUAUACACGUGCCGCGAAGGAGCUAAUCUUUUGGACUUCAACUACCCUUCGAUCACUGUCCCUAAGCUCACGGACUCUGUUACAAUCACUCGUAAGCUCACGAACGUUGGACCUCCGUCCACGUACAGAUCCUAUUUCCAUGCGCCCCUUGGAGUUGAAGUCUCCGUAGAGCCGAAACAGCUCACGUUCAGCAAAGUUGGUGAGGAGAAGAUGUUUCAGAUGACUAUCGGGGCCACGUCAGAGAAGGCUUUAGGGUACGUCUUUGGAGAGCUGACGUGGACUGAUUCAAAACACUACGUCAGGACUCCCAUUGUCGUCCAACUUUCAAGCUAGUCUCUAGCUACUUUAUUCAUCACUCUACUUUUUUAUUUUAUCUUUUGGAGUUUAUUUUUAUAUCGAACAUUCCAUUAGUUUUGGAUAAUAUUUAAUUUUUGAGCUAAGUUUGGCAGCUUAAUGUUUAAAAAACCAAUUCGACAUGCAUAAUCUAAUCUUUUCUAGGAUAAUAUUGUAGUUUCAGAUAGUUUUAUGCGAUAAUAUUUUGCCAAGUGGGCUCAAGACCAACCAAUUAGGAUCUUCUUUUAUUGUUUUUUUAAACUUUCCAAUUUAAUUUUUUUUGGGAAACUAUAGAAGCACUAGAUGCAAUGUAACAAUGUCUUUGAAUUUUUCUUUGAGCAACCAAUGUCUUUUGAAUAUAAUUUUACAUUCAUUCGGAAAAAAAAAAUAUUUUGCCAAGUGCAAGUUUGCGUGUUAGUGACAAGGGUACUACAUAAAGUGUGCCUGGUUUCUUGACCCGCUAAAACGGCAGCGAUCGUCGUCUCGUGGCAGCAAAGGCAGUGUUGAAACUGUAAGUCAAAGCUGAGAUUUUUCUGAUUGCUGAUUGUUUUUGAAGCAAAAAUGUGAAACCUUUUUGAAAAUUUGGUCUCAAGAAGAAUAAAGUCGUGAUUUUUAGUGCAAUUGGAAUUGAUAUGG